AUGGAAGAUUUCGAAGCCUGCUCUGUGAUGGGAGGUGAGGCUGUUCAAGGAAGUAUCCUUGGGGAAGGCCGGGCAGUCAAGCGGGCUUCAGAGAGAUUGAGAUUCUAUUCUUCGGGAAGGGAAGUUGUUACGAAAGGGGCGGAUGGAAGGAUAGCUGGAAAUUUAAUUCCACUUAGAAUUAUAAGGAAAAAAGUCUCAGUAUCUAAUGAACCGAACGCUUCAGCCGUGGAACAAAGUAACUGCUGGACCAAUGUGUUUGUGCCAAAUCAAAAGGCAAUGACAAUUGUCUCAGGAGCAAUCCCUUUCAGUUCAAAUUCCGAGCUUGUACAGGUAUACGGAAAUGGUCUGACCAAGAGGCAUCGAUCUGGAGUGGGUCUUGCAUUGCCGGAUGACAGGAGCCCUUCACCUCCACUCUUCAAUUAUAUCCAUACCAGGUGA
Messenger RNA from Vicia faba (fava bean), 438 nucleotides. NCBI's taxonomy places the organism in Eukaryota, Viridiplantae, Streptophyta, Magnoliopsida, Fabales, Fabaceae. The record is from the annotation of a GenBank genome assembly.